CAGCGACGAGCAGGAGCAGUGGCAGGGAAGGCGGCGCGGGCGGUGCCUUCCUUAGGGAACUUACAACUCGUCGAGGUGGGCGGCGGCGCCAUUUUGAAUUGGCUGCGGGUCGGUGGUAGUACCUGGUGAACCGAGCUCUGCGUUCUCCGAGAAAGACCAGCGAGGAGGGAGCGAGGUCUAAAUAUGGCAGCGAAUAGGAACCUGAAGCAAGUUCGGAUCGAGAAUAGCUCCCCAGCAGCGCCGUUGGGCAUGGUGGGGGGUGGUGGCGGCGGAGGCAACCUGAAGGGGUUGCGGGGCCUAGAAACGGAGAGUGAGGCAUCGGCGGCCAUGGCGCUGGUACCAAGUAAAGAAGGUGGAGAUGAGGAGCAGGAGGUCGGGUUUACCAUCGACAUCAAAAGCUUUCUCAAACCUGGCGAGAAAAGCUACACGCAGCGCUGCCGGCUGUUCGUGGGGAAUCUGCCUACCGAUAUUACCGAGGAAGAUUUCAAGCGCCUCUUCGAGCGCUACGGGGAGCCCAGCGAGGUCUUCAUCAAUCGGGAUCGUGGCUUCGGCUUCAUUCGCCUGGAAUCUAGGACUCUGGCUGAAAUAGCAAAGGCAGAACUUGAUGGUACUAUUUUGAAGAGCAGACCACUUCGAAUUCGAUUUGCUACACAUGGAGCUGCCCUAACGGUCAAGAACCUUUCACCUGUGGUUUCUAAUGAGCUGCUGGAACAAGCAUUCUCGCAAUUUGGGCCAGUGGAAAGAGCUGUUGUUGUAGUGGAUGAUCGAGGGAGAGCUACAGGAAAAGGUUUUGUGGAGUUUGCAGCAAAACCUCCAGCACGGAAAGCUCUAGAAAGAUGUAGUGACGGGGCAUUCUUGCUAACAACAACACCUCGACCUGUUGUUGUAGAACCGAUGGAGCAAUUCGAUGAUGAGGAUGGGCUCCCAGAGAAACUAAUGCAGAAAACACAACAGUAUCACAAGGAAAGAGAACAGCCUCCACGUUUUGCUCAGCCUGGAACAUUUGAGUUUGAGUAUGCUUCACGUUGGAAGGCUCUUGAUGAGAUGGAAAAGCAACAACGUGAACAGGUUGACAGGAACAUUAGAGAAGCCAAAGAGAAACUAGAGGCAGAAAUGGAAGCAGCUAGACAUGAGCAUCAGCUAAUGCUGAUGAGGCAAGAUCUCAUGCGACGUCAAGAAGAGUUAAGGCGUUUGGAAGAACUUCGAAAUCAAGAACUUCAAAAGCGCAAGCAGAUACAGUUGAGGCAUGAAGAAGAACAUAGACGUCGUGAGGAAGAGAUGCUACGCCAGAGGGAGCAAGAGGAGUUACGACGACAGCAGGAAGGAGGAUUUAAGCCAAAUUUCAUGGACAAUAGAGAACAGGAAAUGAGAAUGGGUGAUAUGGGUCCUCGUGGAGCAAUAAACAUGGGAGAUGCGUUUAGCCCAGCCCCUGCUGGUAACCAAGGCCCUCCUCCAAUGAUGGGUAUGAAUAUGAACAACAGAGGAACUUUACCUGGCCCUGCAAUGGGUCCUGGUCCUGCCAUGGGACCAGAAGGAGCUGCAAAUAUGGGAACACCAAUGAUGCCAGAUAAUGGAACAGUGCAUAAUGAGAGAUUCCCUCAAGGAGGCCCAUCACAGAUGGGUUCGCCUCUGGUUAGUAGAACGGGCUCUGAAACUCCUCAGCCGCCAAUGAGUGGUGUAGGUGCCGUGAGUGGUGGACCUGGUGGCUUUGGUAGAGGAAACCCAGGGGGCAACUUUGAAGGACCUAACAAGCGUCGCAGAUACUAAAACUUACUUCAUUCCUUACUGUUUAGAAAUUCCAGUAAAACUAUACAGUGAUAUGCCUUUAUAAUUUUAGCUGUUAUCUGGAAAUGGUUUUAUUGUUAUUGUAGUCUUUAAAACAAUUUAUUUUGUAAACCCUUUUUUGUAUUCAGUCAUAGGCUUUGUAGUAUAGAGCAGAAAUGAUGCAGAUCAUGAUGUAAGGCAAUGUGUUUGUGACUCUAGCAAAAUACAAUGUGUGACUAUGAUGUAAAACGUGCAGUUAUCUGAUUGCAAUAAAAUAUAAAAAUUACUUGAAAGGAUUUUGGGAAUGUUAUUACUAAUACUGGGUGAGAAUAAUUUUAUGCUUAAGUGACAUAAUUUUCAUUCUCAUGUAGUUCCUACUAUGUGUCAAAAGUUCCAUUCUUAAUAGUGAACCUGUAUAGCUUAAACUGCAUGUUGCAGUACAUACUAUGAACAAUUUAUAGCACAACUGCUUUUGUUUGCUGGGUCUUGUGAAGAGCAUCGAAUUUUAUACAAAGUGUUCUGAAGGAUACCGUGUCCUUGCAUCUCAGUCUCCCUUAGUAAAUGUAGUCUGUUACUAUAGGUUUAUCACCUGAGUAUAUCCAUUACUCAAAUUAUUGGAAAACUUAAGUUGGGAGGAAACCCCCCGCCCCCAAACUUUGGAAAAGGAAUCUGUAUAUGUACUUUAUUUAUAACAGUAUGAAUGAAUUGACCUAAACCAUACAGCUACAGAAGCAAAAUUACUGUGGUGUCUGUGACCAUUAAAGCAUCUUGCAAGGAAGGAGACAUUUGUGCAAGCAGGUUUAAAGCCUUCCGCUGUGUAAUGCAUUAUUACAGGUAUGCGUUUCCCAGGUGUUUGGUUUUAAUACAAACAAGUCUGUUACCAGUAAUUAAUUAGCAGAAAAAUACAUGUUUUUCCAGUUAAAAUAAAUGUUCAGCUAGAGCAAUAUGCAUUUAGAAGGAUUACACGAGUCUUCUUGGAAAAUGUUUUACAGAAUGAUGAAUAUGAAAAAUACCUCUUUCGAAUACAACUGAGGCUAGAUUUGCUGUUUGAGUGUUAAGAUAAAAUUAAUAAUGCUCUUAGGAAGUUCAUUAGGAAGAUUGAGAUU
Molecule: messenger RNA, 2870 nt
Organism: Dryobates pubescens (Downy woodpecker)
Lineage: Eukaryota; Metazoa; Chordata; Aves; Piciformes; Picidae
Gene: PSPC1
Product: paraspeckle component 1
Exons: 9
Coding region: 184-1767 (527 amino acids)
Biological process (GO): regulation of DNA-templated transcription
Cellular component (GO): nucleus
Molecular function (GO): RNA binding
Source: RefSeq, a predicted model, not a curated record